Aspergillus fijiensis CBS 313.89 is the source of this 1080-nucleotide messenger RNA. Its product is annotated as aromatic alcohol reductase. The transcript has 4 exons. Bases 1 to 1080 code for a protein of 359 amino acids. The record is from RefSeq and is a predicted model, not a curated record. Lineage: Eukaryota; Fungi; Ascomycota; Eurotiomycetes; Eurotiales; Aspergillaceae. Gene Ontology annotation, molecular function: NAD binding; oxidoreductase activity, acting on the aldehyde or oxo group of donors, NAD or NADP as acceptor.
AUGUCUCGAACUAAGGUCCUGCUCGUCGGAGCAGCUGGUGAAACUGGUGGUUCCAUUGCGAAUGGAUUGCUCGAACAGCCUAACUUCGAAGUCCAUGCUCUUGUUCGCCCUCGCUCGGCCCAGAAGCCUGCCAUCGUUGCCCUGCAAGAACGGGGUGUUCAGAUUCGCAAGGGUGAUCUCAAGGGUCCCGAGGAGUCGCUCGCCGACGUCCUCACCGGAAUCGAUGUCGUCAUCAGUUGUGUCGGCCCUUCAGAACAACAGGAUCAGAUCCCUCUCGCCAAAGCUGCGAAGAAUGCCGGUGUACAGCGAUUUGUUCCCUGCGGUUUCAUCACAGUAGCCCCGCCUGGCGGUAUCAUGUGGCUGAGAGACGAGAAAGAGACGGUCUACAACCACAUCAAGCAGCUCCGACUACCCUACACUAUCAUCGAUGUCGGCUGGUGGUACCAGUUCUCCUACCCCCGCCUUGAGUCUGGUCGCAUCGAUUAUGCCAUGACUUCAGCUAACAACGAGAUCGUCGCUGACGGAAACUCCCCCAUUGCUUUGACGGAUUUGCGGGAUAUCGGUCGCUAUGUUGCCAAGAUCAUUACCGAUGACCGGACAUUGAACAAAAUGGUGUUGGCGUACAACGAGGUCAAGACUCAGAACGAGAUCUACGAUCUUUUGGAGGAGAUUAGUGAGGAGAAGAUUCAAAGGAACUAUAUCCCCGAAGAGACCAUCUACACUCGAGUGCUCGCAGCCCGCCAAUCUAGCGAAACCUAUCCGUUCGAUCCCAUCAAGUUCAUUCCCAGAUAUCUCGCCGAGUAUCAACUAUCCUGGGGUCUACGGGGCGACAACACGCCGGAAUAUGCCAAAUACUUGGGUUAUGUGACUUCCAAGGAACUGUACCCCGACUUCACGCCUACCGACUUCAGGGAGUACCUGGAAACCGUCGUAAGGGGUGCCGCCAAGGGUGUGUAUACCGACCGCACCAUUUCCAAGGCUCAGCAACGCUUCUUCCCUCGAUCGGAAUCUAGCGACUCUCUCUACACUCGGAUCUUCCCUCGUACUGAAUCGAGCGAUUCUCUGUACAUGUCUCGAUGA